AUGGUCUUCCGCUGGAUCGUCAACGCAGGCCUCAUAGCCAUCCCAAUCGGCAGCACCCUCGGCGUCCUCUUCGGCAUCGACGCAUCACGACAAGCAUCCGGCCAAGCGCCAUUGUUCAGCGGCGGCGACAGCAAUAGUGGCACCGGCGGCAGCAGUGGUGGAAGUGGAGGUUCUGGGGGUUCUGGAGGCUCUGGGUCAUCAGGAGGAAGUUCUUGGUCGGAUAGUACUGGUGCUAUUGCCCAAGGAAGUCACUACAAUGAAACAGAGUUGGGAGUAACGCUGUCGCGGUAUUGCAAUUUAUCGCUGGGAAUUCUGCCGCCGGCGAAGGGGGGAUUGAACUACUCACUCAAUCCUAAUCAAUGGGGUGUUGCCGCUGCCGGUGGUACUGACGCCGAUUCCCAAAUGUGCAUGAAUGUCACCACAUUCCUCAACGAGACAUAUCCCACAAAAUUAUCCGCGCCCGAGUGGUCAGUCACCUGGCAAUACACACCCUUUCCAUCGACCCAACCAGUGCACGGCUACCCCAACGUCGAGGUAGCCGAUGGAUUACCCGUGACACUGUCAGACUUAAAAUCAUUGAAUGUCGACUUGGCGUGGACAUACGCCCUGGGCGACACACCCAAAGAUACUUCCGACACGCCGGAGUUUGACUCCGUCUCCCUCAACACCAACGUUGCCAUCGAUAUGUUUUUCGACAGUAUCAAAGAGAAUGCCACUGACAGCACAAUCUCCGAGUACGAAAUCAUGGUGUGGUUUGCUCAUUACGGCGAUGCCGCGCAGACCAUUGGUAACGCCUCUGGUAUCGUAGACACAAAGAUUGUCAACACAACUACCUUCGACCUCUACUACGGCAACCACACUGCCAGCCAAGGCGUCCUCCAGCAUGUAUACACAUGGGUCGCUUCCGAGACCACAGAGUCGUUUACGGGUGACAUCUCACCACUCAUCACCGCACUGACCAGCAAGACUGGCACGCGCUACCCUUCGACGAGCGAUUACAUGGGCGUAUUCGGCUUUGGAUCCGAAGCGUACUCCGCCGAUCAGAAUGUGACCUUUUACGUUCCCAAACUUCAAGUAGAUAUAGAGACUUGA
Talaromyces amestolkiae is the source of this 1092-nucleotide messenger RNA. RefSeq lists its product as uncharacterized. The record is from RefSeq and is a predicted model, not a curated record. Gene Ontology annotation, biological process: polysaccharide catabolic process. Lineage: Eukaryota; Fungi; Ascomycota; Eurotiomycetes; Eurotiales; Trichocomaceae. Bases 1 to 1092 code for a protein of 363 amino acids. The transcript is spliced from 4 exons. Gene Ontology annotation, molecular function: cellulase activity.